Molecule: messenger RNA, 2241 nt
Organism: Salvia splendens (bonfire salvia)
Lineage: Eukaryota; Viridiplantae; Streptophyta; Magnoliopsida; Lamiales; Lamiaceae
Product: ABC transporter G family member 12
Exons: 7
Coding region: 29-2137 (702 amino acids)
Cellular component (GO): membrane
Molecular function (GO): ATP binding; ABC-type transporter activity; ATP hydrolysis activity
Source: RefSeq, a predicted model, not a curated record
UUGUGCUUGUAAAUGUGAACAUAUAUACAUGGUCAUGGAGAUAGAAAUAUCAUCAACAAUAGCAAGAGAUGUGGAGGUUGGGGAAGGAGCGGCGGCAUUCCUAGCGUGGGAGGACUUGACGGCCCUCCUCCCCAACUCCGGCAAUGGCCCCACCAGAAGGUUGCUCAAUGGCUUAACCGGUUUUGCCCUUCCCGGCAGAAUCAUGGCCGUUAUGGGCCCUUCCGGCUCCGGCAAGACCACCUUUCUUGAUUCUCUUGCAGGAAGACUUUCAGGAAACGUGGUAACUUCUGGGAACGUUCUUCUCAAUGGAAAGAUAAAAAAGUCUCUUCACUAUGGCAUUGUUGCUUAUGUAAGCCAAGAAGACGUGGUUUUAGGGACUCUAACAGUGAAAGAAAGCAUCGCAUAUUCAGCUUCCCUGAGGCUUCCCAGCAGUGCCACCAAGCAAGAGACUGCGGAGCUAAUCGAAAACACCAUCGCCGAAUUAGGAUUGGAGGACUGCGCUGAUCACCUCAUCGGAAACUGGCAUUUGAGAGGGAUCAGCGGCGGCGAGAAGAAGCGGCUGAGAAUCGCCCUCGAGAUCAUAACGCAGCCGCACCUUCUCUUCCUCGACGAGCCUACCACCGGCCUAGACAGCGCCUCCGCCUUCUUUGUCGCGCAGUCUCUCAGAAGCAUCGCCCGCCGCCGCAGAACCAUCAUCACCACCAUUCACCAGCCAAGCACUGAGGUUUUCUCUCUCUUUGAUGAUCUCUUGCUGCUCUCCUCCGGCCAAACCGUCUACUUUGGAGAGGGCGCACCCGCACUUGAGUUCUUUGCUGAAGCGGGAUUUCCAUGUCCGCAGACGAGGAGCCCUUCCGAUCAUUACCUUCGCUGUAUCAACGCAGACUUUGACUACGUUAAGAUAGGAUCGCAGAGGAUAAUAGGAACCCAAGAUAUGCAUUUAACCACAGCAGAGAUCAGAGCCAAGCUUCUACACAAAUACCAAAAUUCCAAACUCGCUGAAAGAGUCCGAGCAAAGAUCAAACACUUCUCUGUUACUGUGAGUAUUUCAAUCACAAAUCUGACUAAAGGGCGUGUUUUCCUGAGCUAUAUAUACAUACAUGGAUUGGUGCAGCAAGGAUUAGUGCAUGAGGAAAUUAGUAGAGGGAGCCAUGCAAGAUGGAGGAAGCAACUUAUGGUUUUGAUAAAGCGGUCGUUCACAAACAUGUCUCGAGAUUUUGGGUAUUACUGGCUUCGAAUUCUGAUCUAUAUUAUGGUGUCUCUUUGUGUGGGUUCAGUCUUCCACGAUGUUGGAUCUGGUUAUCAUGCUAUUAUGGCUAGAGGAGCAUGUGGUGGCUUUGUCUCUGGUUUUAUGACAUUCAUGGCCAUUGGAGGCUUCCCAUCAUUCAUCGAAGAAAUUAAGGUAUUCAACAAAGAAAGGCUCAACGGACAUUAUGGUGUAGGAGUGUACAUACUAUCUAACUUCAUCUCUUCGUUUCCUUUCUUGAUUGUGAUGUCAUUCAGUUCUGUGUGUAUUAUAUACUUGAUGGUGAAGUAUCACCCUGGCUUCUCCCACUUCAUGUACGCUUUCAUCGACCUUCUUCUCUCCAUCUCCGUCGUUGAGAGCUGCAUGAUGGUGGUCGCCGCCCUCGUCCCCAAUUUCCUGAUGGGAGUCGUUGUCGGCGCAGGUUUCAUUGGCAUCAUGAUGGCUACAGCUGGUUUUUUCCGACUGCUUCCUGAUCUUCCUUUGAUAUUUUGGAAAUAUCCCAUCUCUUACAUCAACUACAUGGCUUGGGGCCUACAAGGGGCCUAUAAAAACGACAUGAUCGGGAUGGAGUUCGAGGGUCCAGUUGAGGGGCAACCGAAGCUAAAGGGGGAAUAUGUUCUAAGCUCAUUGCUAGGAAUAUCUCUACACCACUCAAAAUGGUGGGAUUUGGGUGCCGUUGCAGUCAUUUUGGUAGCCUACAGAUUGUUGUUCUUCAUAAUACUCAAGUUGAAGGAGGGAGCGAUGCCUGUGUUUCAUACUUACUAUACAAAGAGAACUCUUCACCAUCUCAGGCGCCGGCCUUCCUUUCGGAGACCGCUGCCUUUCCCUUCUUCUCCCAAGAGGCAUUCAUUGUCUUCUCAAGAGGGUCUCAACUCCCCACUUCACUCAACCUAGCUCCCACUUUCUUAUUAACAUUAUUUAGUUUUUAAUGCAUGUAACACUUCCCUCUCUUUUAUAUAUUACAUUAUAUAUAUAAUAUGCAGAUUAUAAUUUUCUUA